Messenger RNA from Misgurnus anguillicaudatus (oriental weatherfish), 752 nucleotides. Lineage: Eukaryota; Metazoa; Chordata; Actinopteri; Cypriniformes; Cobitidae. The record is from RefSeq and is a predicted model, not a curated record.
GUUUCAUUUUGUGUGUUUAGAAUUUGUUUCUGUAUAGAAUGGCUCUUCUUCUUCCUCUGAUCUUUCUGCUCAAGAUUCAGCGAGUUUUUAGUGCUGAUGAUGAGUGGGGUGUAAAUUACAGCUCUUCAUCCAUCUGUGCACUAAAGGGUUCAACAGUGAUAAUAAACUGCACUUAUAAAUACUCUACUGGACAUCAGAUCAGAAACACGUUCUGGACAAACACUUAUGUUAAAGCAGAACAUGAAGAGUUUCCAGAUCUGUCUAAGGACUCUGAAUACAGUCAGAGGAUUCAGUAUCUGGGAGAUAAACAAAACAACUGCACCAUGAGACUAACUGAUGUGAGACAGACCGAUUCACACAAAUACUAUUUCAGAUUCACUACUCAGAUAGAAAAAGACAAAUGGGUUGGAAAACCUGGAGUGACUCUUAAUAUCACAGAUCUUCAGGUGGAGUCUUCAGGUGAGAGAGUGACAGAGAGACAUUCAGUGACUCUUACAUGUAAAAGCAGAUGCAGUCUGACUGACAGAUCAACAUUCAUCUGGUUUAAAAACACACAGUCAUUAAGUGAGAGAACAGACAGAAACAAUCAACUCAUCCUGCAGUCAGUUACAAGAAAUGAUUCAGGCAACUAUAGCUGUGCUGUACAGGGACAGAACCUCACAUCACCUCAUCAAUAUCUCAAUGUAAUCUGUUUGUUCGAGUUUAUGCACCGCUGUAAGAACCAACAGCUGGAUGACAUCAAAGUACCGUGA